Molecule: messenger RNA, 2188 nt
Organism: Somion occarium
Lineage: Eukaryota; Fungi; Basidiomycota; Agaricomycetes; Polyporales; Cerrenaceae
Source: the annotation of a GenBank genome assembly
CAUGAAUAGAAUCCAUCGGGGGUAGCUUCCGUCCAGUAUUCAGCAUGCAAGAACACCUAUUGUUGAAGUUCGUAGAAACGCAAGCCAUCUGAGAAUGAGAAAGGGUCGGGAAUUUCCUUUUCAGGCCACCGUCGGGAUGUUUGUCUUUAUUUUUCCGAGCCGAAAUAUUGAGUCUCCAGCCACCACUACUGUAAUUGCUUUACUGUCUCCAGUCUCAAAAAGGAUGUCGGUCACUGAUGCUGUCUCUGUUUUCGCGGAGGGAACGUUCGAGGAGCAGAUCCUCGAGCUUGUUAACUAUCUUGCACUCAGUUUGCCUGAAGAUCAACGACCAAAUUAUGUCCAGCCAUUCCAGGACGUGUUGACUACGCAAGAAGGCCAGAAACCUAUUGAAAAGGAUGAAGAAAGACGAAGAAAAGCGUUGACUUUGGUACUAGGUGAAGUAAAGGGUUUGGGUGAAGGUUCCGAGCGAGAGAUUGAGGGAUUCUUCAACCUACUACUAUCACACUUCUUGACUCUGCUUCCGCUCGAUGCUCCCGAGACAAAAGAACAAUUGGCAACCCUGUUGCAGACCGUUGCUUCUGCUGAUGCUCCAUCCUCCAUCAAAUAUCGCAUACUUUCCAACAUCUUCAACGCCACUCCACGGAAGUCUGGUCUCAGAUUACCAGUUCACCGAGCUCUCAUCGAACUCGCCAGCGCCAACGACGAACUUGACCACCUUGCCGUCUCUGUUUCCGAAGUCGAAAAAUGGCUGUCAGAAUGGGAUGUCUCUGUGGACGAGAAGACCUCAUUCCUCAAAACCUUAUUUGAUGUUUACACGAAAUCCGGCGACCUUGAUACAUCAUAUCUCUAUCAACUUUCCUACGUCCGCUCAAUACCUCCAUCUUCCCCUUCUGCUGAGUCCGCCGCCGGGGAACUCAUCGCAACUGCACUCCGAUCACCAACAACCUUCGAUUUUGACCCUCUCUUCCGUCUGGAUGCUGUAGUUGCAGCGAAAAACCACGAGCUUUUCCCUCUGCUGCAGAUAUUCCUAAACGACGGAUUGUCACAAUACCAGGAUUGGGAAUCCGGCCAUGCCGAUGUGAUCUCCAAAUACAACUUGGACAAGACACAGCUUGAGCGCAAGAUUCGUUUGCUCAGCCUUGCCACCCUCGGGUUCCAAAACGUCGGACGUGAUCUUCCCUACUCAGCAGUAGCCUCCGCAAUUCAGGUUGAAGAGUCACAGGUCGAGCGAUGGGUCAUCGACGGUAAUAUCUUCAUUUCCUUUUAUGCACAAUUCACCCUGCUGAAGUUGACAUUCCUCGUCACAGCCAUUCGUGCAGGUCUCAUCACCAGCAAGAUCUCACAAACCACUCGCACCCUGCAUAUCAUUCGUGCUACUGCCCGUGCAUUCGAGCGCGAUCAGUGGGAAGCACUCGAGAAGCGUCUCGUAGCAUGGAAGACGGGUCUCUCGAGCGUUUUGGAAGUUGUGGUGGCGGCCAAGAAGCGCAAUGUGCCAGAAGCACCUGCUGCUACCCCGGUUACUGUUACUCCCACUGGCAUUGAGGCGAGCACGCCGCAGCCUCAAGAGACCGUAGCUUGAUCACCAUUGGAGGUACAACGGGCAUGUAAAAUUUGACGGACCAUCUUGUGCGUAUCGUACAUCGCCGUUAUAGAUUAUGCGUAGAAUGUGGGAUCACUGGAUUGCAGGACGGAUGCCUGGGUGUGAUUUCGAAUGGAAGCCAACGACAAUGUGAAUGUCUACUUAAUGAAUGCACAAUGGAAUAAUAUCAUGAAAAGUCCUCUAAGUAUCUAUCUACCAGUCACCGUCGAAACCAAUGAAACCUGCAAAGUAGAUCAGCAUGCUACAUCCGCAGUAGCAGAAAUAAGCGAAACUUACCUGCAAGCAAAAACACAGGGAAAUACCGUUUCUUCUCGAGCGAGUUACACCAGUUCCAAGCCGAAGUGAGUCGUCCAUCGAUACACGAUCCAGCAUCAAAGAAGUUGUCUGCACCCGAUCCAUCGAAUCCAUGUCUGAAGAAGUCGCCAAGGAUUUCUCUUGAACAACCUUCCGCAGAUCCGAACUCGUUUUCGAUGUAUGAUCGGAGAGCAUGCUUAGUCAUGAGCUCUGGAAUUUUGGAGAUCGUGUUGCAAAUAGGCAGGAGGAUUCGAUAGAUUUGGGAGUAUUUAUCUAAUGACAGAGCAUUUCUUC